UUACUUCCGGGUUGCAGGUCACAAAGAAGAGGGACGCAAACACGCCCAGGACGCGGAGCAAAGCGGAUUAAAGUGCCGCGGAGAUGGCAGGGGAGGAUGUGGAUGAGAUGCCUGAAUCCGGAGCAGUUUUCACAUUUGGGAAGAGUAAAUUUGCUGACAACAUUCCCAGUAAAUUUUGGCUUAAAAAUGAUACCCCGCGAACAAUAGCCUGUGGGGAUGAACACAGCGCAUUAAUAACAGAAAAUGGGAAACUCUUUAUGUUUGGCAGCAACAACUGGGGCCAGCUCGGCCUCGGGUCAAAAGUCACCGUGAACAAGCCCACUUGUGUCAGAGCCCUGAAGAUGCAGAAUGUACAGCUCGUGGCCUGUGGAAGAAACCAUACACUCAUUUAUACAGCUCAGGGCAAUGUGUACGCCACCGGGGGCAACAGCGAGGGUCAACUGGGCCUCGGCGACUGCGAUGAGAGGACUUCCUUCCAGAGACUGGAGUUCUUUGACUCCUGCGGGCCAAUCAGAAUGCUUGCUGCUGGUUCAAACACGUCAGCUGCCCUCACUGAAAACGGUGAGCUGUUCAUGUGGGGGGACAACUCCGAGGGUCAAGUCGGCUUGGGGAAGGAGAGCCACGUCUGCUCGCCACAGGAGGUCAGCGCAGGACAGCCCAUCGCCUGGGUGUCCUGCGGGUACUACCACUCUGCCUAUGUUACAGCGGACGGAGCUCUGUACACAUUCGGAGAGCGUGACUGUGGUAAGCUGGGUUUGGGAACAGACCAGCUGGCUCGUCAUCGAGUCCCUCAGCUGGUGAAGAGCAUGCCUGAGCCGGUCACCCAGGUGGCCUGUGGUGGCGGGCACACUCUGGCCAUUACAGAGAAUGGUGUUUACGCCUUCGGCCUGGGUCAGUUCGGUCAGUUGGGACACGGGACGUUCAUAUUUGAGUCUCGGCUGCCGCGCCAGAUAGAGCACUUCAAGAAGGGUCGAGUUCGGCAAGUGGCAUGCGGCGAGAACCACUCAGCCGUCGUCACAGACAGUGGUCUGCUUUACACUUUUGGUGACGGCAGACACGGCAAACUUGGUCUGGGCGAAGAAAACUUCACCAACCAGUUCAAGCCGACUCUGUGUCCACGCUUCAUCAAGUGUAACGUCCAGGAAGUAGUUUGCGGCGGUUGUCACAUGGUCGUGCUGGCGCGACCCAGGGACGCGAGCAGCGGUGCAGUGUUGCUGGAAGACAACGACGUGUCUGAAGAGUACCUGGAGAGGCCAUAUGUUGAGCUGCUGGGGGACAUGGGCGACACCUCCAACCCGGCCCGUGUUCGCCGUAGAGAGAGGGAACAGUCACCGGAGCAGUUUGGCAACAUAUCCUGUACAUUACCCACCAUGACAUCAGGCUAUCUCCAGCCACCACUUCCUGUUUCCAGCAACAACACGAACCUGCCCAGCCAAUCUUCAUCAGAGCUGGCUCACAGAAAGGUGCACCAAAGCAUUCGUCGGCAUGGCAACAAGGAACCGUCUAAGGGCCAGGUUGAUGACGUGGUGGAGAGUCUGAGUGACACAGACAGCGUGAAAGGUUUGGGAGAAACCACAGAUUUCCUCAACAUGACACAUAUAAUGAAGAUAGACCCUGGUGAUAAAACGUUCACACUUUCUCCAGUUCACAAGAAGAAGGGUAAACAUGGUAAGACCUUAACAAGAAUGAAAGAGAAACCAUUUAAAGAGAGAAAACUCUCAAAGCGACCUGGUUUCCCUUCAACGUCCCUAUCGCAUAACUGUGAGGUUCUGGCUGCUCACAAAGCAGCACCCACCAAACUCAUGAGCUCCAGUAUUCGCUCUCAGAAGAUGACCAAGCAGAACAAGGAGAAUCGCAUCACAGGGUCGAAGGAGCCUCGGGAGGGUUCAAGAGACUUAAAGAAAGUGACAGCCAGACGGCAACUUCAGCCAUCGGCCUCCAGAUGUCAGAAGAUAGAUGCUGGCAAGAAACUGGAAUUGGACCAUAAAACAUGUUCAAAACUGGGUACAGGAAAACCUACGCUAGUCACAAAGCGCUCGUCAGACUUCAGUUUAAGUGAUGCCUUUGAAAUGAGCCCAGAACAGCACCAUAAGGGGAAAUCCAAGGCUGAGAAAAUCUGCUCCAAAGAUCCUAAAACAUCAAAAAAUAAGAGAAACAAAAAAGACCAAAAGUCAGAAAAUGAAGAAGAAGCGCCAUCUUUGCACCUGCUUGCUGGAGCUGCUUCCUUGCUCCAGGAGGUGGCGGCCUUCAGCUUGCCCACGCCAUCUGACAGCAGCCACCAUGACACCGGGGACAGAGCGACUCCAUCGAACAGCGAGCAAUCUGCACUAAGUAUCGGCAGCAGCCCUUCAAUCAAAAGAGGAAGACAAAGCAUUAACGACUCAGUUACACAGAACAAGGAGGAGGAUGACCAGGAUGGACAGACAAGCACAGAAACCGGGGAGGAAGAGGAAGAGCAGGUAGGGAAGGUAAGAAGUGCAAGUGAGGAAGAGGAGGAGGCAACUCAGACCUCUGAAAAUGUCAUCGAAGAAGAGGGCAGUGACACUGUUGAGGCAGAAAACAAGACAGGAACUGAUGAUGAAGAAGAAGGUCAAAGUGCUCAGGAGGAGGAAGAGGAGGAGGAGGAAGAAGGUGAGAAAACUCAGACCGCUCAAAGGGCAAGUCAGAAUGAAGAGAAAGAGAGCAAAGUUGACGAAGAGACAGAGGAAGGGGAGGACGAGUCAGGUCAUGAAUCAGAAGGUGAUGAAGAAAAGGAGGAUGGUGGAAGUGGGGAUGAAGAGGAGGGCGAGGAACAGGAUUCUGUGUCUUCGAAGGGAAGUGAUGAUAAUGUGCAUGAGGAAGGUGAAGAGGGGGAAAGUAGUGAGGAAUUAGAAAGCGACAUGGAAGAUGAGGAAGAGGAGGAGGAGACAGAAAAAGAGGAAGAGGAGGAGGAGGAGGAGGAGGAAGAACAGGAGGAAGAUGAAGAAGAAAGUGGAGAAGCGGAGGAUGAGAGUGAUGAGGAAGAGAGUGAGGAAGAGGAAGAAAAAGAGGAUGAAGAGGAAGAACUGAACGAAGGCGAGGAGGAGGAAGAAGAAAGUGACAAGGAGGAGCUAGAAAGUGAAGAGGAGGAUGAAGAAGAGAGUGAAGAAGAGGAGCAAGAAAGUGAAGAGGAGGAAGAAGAAGAAGAAGAGGUUCAAAAGAAAAAAAGUGCCAAAACUCAGAGAAAACCCAGGUCAGGAGUCAAAGGCCAUGGAGCUGGAGAGUCUGAAGAGUUCUGGGAUGAUGUUCUACCUCAGUACCUCAACCUGAAAUAACCACAUGUACUACUUUGGUUGGACUGUAUAUGAUUUUGAAUCUGCAUUUUU
Molecule: messenger RNA, 3344 nt
Organism: Syngnathoides biaculeatus (alligator pipefish)
Lineage: Eukaryota; Metazoa; Chordata; Actinopteri; Syngnathiformes; Syngnathidae
Gene: rpgrb
Product: retinitis pigmentosa GTPase regulator b
Source: RefSeq, a predicted model, not a curated record